Molecule: messenger RNA, 1074 nt
Organism: Annulohypoxylon truncatum
Lineage: Eukaryota; Fungi; Ascomycota; Sordariomycetes; Xylariales; Hypoxylaceae
Product: P-loop containing nucleoside triphosphate hydrolase protein
Exons: 3
Coding region: 154-948 (264 amino acids)
Cellular component (GO): cytoplasm
Source: RefSeq, a predicted model, not a curated record
GAUCCGACUUAAGUCCUCCGCCCGUCGAUAGCGCAAUUGCAUCAUCUCCACCUUCGAUUACAAACGAGUGCCGGAUUGUAACUUUACUUCAUUUCACCUCGUCAGCUUCAAGGACCAAACAGAAUUCCGUGAGGCCAUACUGGCCAAAGCGAUAUGGAGGGCCGAAAAGCAUUUGUCGUGGGCAUCAGCGGAGCUUCAUCCAGCGGCAAGACGACCCUCGCCCGGCUUCUGCGCGAUGUGUUCCCCAACACGUUUAUAUUGCACGAGGAUGAUUUCUAUAAGCCCGAGACCGAGCUCCCUUCUAGAGAUGGCCUCUUGGACUGGGAUUGCGCCGAGGCUAUCUCCAUCCCGGAUAUGACGCGGGCGCUGGCGCAUAUUCGGGAACACGGUACUUUUCCUCCCUUCGUCGACUCAAAAGAGGACCAAAACUCCAUCGGCGCGUGCCCCGUCUCCGAGACCGCCAUCGCCGCCGCGAAGGCUAAAGUCGGCUCAUGGACCUCUCCCGGGCAGCCGGGACACUCCAUCCUGCACUCCCCCUCAUCCCCUCUACGUAUCUGCAUCUUAGACGGUUUCCUGCUGUACUCUCCCGAGCUCGAAGCGGGCGGCGUCCCCGCACUGCUCGACACCAAGCUCUUCCUUCUCGUGAGCCGCGAGCGGGCGACGCAGCGCCGGGAGCGGCGCGACGGGUACGUCACGCUCGAGGGCUUCUGGACCGAUCCGCCGGGCUACGUGGAUAAGAUCGUAUGGCCGAACUACGUCGCCUCGCACGCGGGCUUGUUCGAGGGAGGCGAUGUGGAGGGGGGCAGGUUGGAUGAGCGCGUGCUGAAGGAGAAGGGCAUCGAGGCGCAGGUUGGACGCGGCGAGGAUGUGGAUAUGGAGGAGACGUUUGGCUGGGCUGUUGAUUCGGUGAUGAGGCGGUUAGAAGAGGAGUUUGGUGGGAGGGGGUAGAUUGGGUGAGAGGUUUGAUUUAUGAUCCUUGUUUAAGUGGUUCUGAGAAUGUUGUCUAAUUCGUUUCUAGGUGCGUUUGAAGAUUUUGGUGGUAUGAGACUACGUUAAAGCAUCAUCACCGAGUUU